Messenger RNA from Babesia microti strain RI, 2622 nucleotides. RefSeq names its product RAP protein, putative. Bases 1 to 2622 code for a protein of 873 amino acids. Lineage: Eukaryota; Apicomplexa; Aconoidasida; Piroplasmida; Babesiidae. Gene Ontology annotation, cellular component: ribonucleoprotein granule; mitochondrial matrix. The record is from RefSeq and is a predicted model, not a curated record. Gene Ontology annotation, molecular function: RNA binding. The transcript is spliced from 9 exons. Gene Ontology annotation, biological process: mitochondrial RNA processing; regulation of mitochondrial mRNA stability.
AUGAGGCAGCACAUACAUAAAACAUCGCCAGUAUUGGAUUUGUUGAAAACUAAAGUUCCAGGCUACGGCGUAGUUAGGAUUUCAUCCAAAAAUCAUCAAGACUCUCAUAGUAUUGCACCAAUACCAGGAUUGCCGCCAAUUAAUCAACUUAAAAUUUUGCAUAGAAACCAAAUAGUAUCAGUCUUUCAAUCGAUGUGUAAGUAUGGCAUAGCAAAAUCACUGCCCGAGUCAUACAUAAAUUCCGUUUGCAACAGGGCUAUGGAGAUACACUUAUCACUAUUACCAGAUGACAUAAAUAUAAUACUUAAAUCUUUACAAUGGGUUAACUAUAGACAGAAGAAUCUAGUACAGGUUAUGUCAAGUGAUUUAAGGAGAUUGCACCUAAAUUUGACACUAGAUCAGAUAGCCUCAGUGCUAAGAUCAUUCGCCAAAAUACAUUCUAGAUCUACAAAAACUAUAAGAUUACUGGUUGAUGUUGCAAUCAAGUUCAAGGAAGAACAAUUUCAGCUAUGGCAUAUUAGAGAAAUAUUAUCUUCACUAGCUAGAUUACGCGCUAACAAACUAUCUGUUAAUGUUGAAAAGUUGUCAAUUUUGAUUCAACACAGAAUACCUACUUUACUGAGCGUAAUGUCAUGUUUUGAUAUGGCAAUAAUUGCUAAUUCACUAGUAAAAAUGCCAAAUUUCUCCCCAGAAAUAAUCAAAAAAAUUGGUUACAAAAUGAAUCAAUUGCUACGAAAUUCGACUUUGAGAGAUUUAUCACUUAUUUGUAAUUCAUAUGUUAAGGCACAGAUUCCUUGUGAUGAUUUCAUCAAGAAUUUAGUUAAUCAUUCAAUACAUUUAAUAGAUGAUCAAGUUUCAUCCAUUUUUAACAAUGACAAAGUUACGAUCAAUGGGCUUGACAUAUCAAUAUUGCUAAACUCAUUGCUUAGACUUGACUAUUUGACUGAGGAACUUGCCAAUAAAAGUAUACCAUUGGUUAUGUAUAUGUCCCAUACCUUUACUCCCCAAAGUAUGGCUAACAUUAUACACGCCUACGCCAAAUCCAAUGUCAAGGAAGCGGCAUUAACUAAUAGGCUAGGGGAUAUCGCUGCAAAGAGAGCUAAAAAGUUUAAUGCACAGGAAUUGGGUAUGUUGGCCAAGGGGUUUGCCCAUUUGAAAUUGGAUAGCAAAAUUUUCUGGGAAAGGUUGGCGGACGAGGUAAUGUACAGGGGUACAAUAGGCCGUAAUUUUAAUGAGUUUCAAUUUGAUUUGAUGGCACUGGAAAAUCUUGCUUUUGGAUUUAGCAGAUACAAGUGUUGCGAUUCUCAUCUCUUCUAUAUUAUAAAUCAGUUACUCAAGCAGGAACUAAAAAAAUCUGAAGAUUUGACGCUACGUUUCGAAACAAUAUCUAGCCUGAUCUAUUCUUUCUCCAAUGCUAAGAUGAAACAUAUAGAAUCCAUACUACCAGUGGUGACUGGUCAACUAGUUAAACUCAGUGGUACAAUUUCAAACGACUCAAUUAUGUUGCUUAUGAGGUCUUGCAACAAAUUAUCCAUGAAACAGCCCAAAUUAAUGAAUUUGUUGGUGAAGGAAUGCGAUAAGAGGACCAAUAUAUUCAGCAUUCCGAGUCUAAUAAAAUGUUUGCAAUCGCUAUCAUCCCUUGGCCAUUUUAAUUUAUUACUGAUAAAAAAUUCACUUAAAAGGAUUGCAAUACAUUUGCAGCAGCUUUCUGUAACCGAUCUAGUGGAUUUAUUAAUGGCUAUGCGCGAUUUCCAGUACAGAAAUGUGGCGCUGUUAAAACGCAUUUGUAUUAAUCUUCAAUUGAAGUUUGAUCAAAUUGGAUUAAAACAAGCUUGUAUAGCAUAUAAUUCUAUGUGCUUGCUUCGAUGCACCGAUUUAAAACUUUAUAAUUGCUUGGCUAGGAAAAUUUUGUCUAACCAAUUCCAGUUGUCGCAGGAGCUCGCAUCACAAAUAUCACUUUCUACUUUGUUAUUGCGCGUCCACUUAAAGUAUUACGAUGAUGAAUUGAAAAGGAAUGGCAGGGUUAUGAUAUUGGAGUUUGAAUUAUUUGACCAACUUUUAACUUCUAUGUUAAAUCUAUUGGACCAAUUCACUGAAUCAUUACAUGUGUUCACUCUGUAUACAUUGCAGACUGUACAGUUGUAUUACAAAUAUCUGUACUUGGAAGGAUACAACAGAUUGUCAGAUAAUUUAAAGGAAUUGCUUGAAAAGGCAAUAAAGGCAAGGAUUUCCUUUAACGAAUAUUUGCCAAAAUCAUCAAGUUCCCACAGAGAAUUAUCUACCUAUUUAUUUGCAGCUGGUGUAAACCAUUUGAACGAAGUUAGACUUGGACCAUAUUCAUUGGAUAUAGUAAUAAGUAACACAAAAACUGUGAUAGAAUAUGAUGGACCCAGUCAUUUCUACUGCGAAACUACAAUGAGAAGUCCAAAAUCUCUACUCAAACAUGAUAUUCUGAUUAGUAUGGGAUACAAUUUGAUUCACGUGCCAUUUUUUGAGUGGGAACAGCUAAAUUCCCCCAAGAAAAAACUAUUAUAUUGCAUAUCCCUGGAUAUACAAAACACAAAUGUAGUGGAAAGUGUUAGCUGCGCCACUAUUGACACUUGUACAAUGAUAAGCACAUAA